This is a messenger RNA of Tremella mesenterica DSM 1558, 688 nucleotides long. RefSeq lists its product as uncharacterized. Bases 39 to 650 code for a protein of 203 amino acids. The transcript has 2 exons. Lineage: Eukaryota; Fungi; Basidiomycota; Tremellomycetes; Tremellales; Tremellaceae. The record is from RefSeq and is a predicted model, not a curated record.
GACGGGUUGCUAGCAUCCUCGUCGCCCUCCUUCUUGACAUGUCCCUCUUCAAUAUCACCACAAAUAUUCCUCGGACACCUGUUUUAUCCCGAAACGUCAUGCAUCACGCCAGACCAUCCCGUUUACCCCAUCUCCCCUCUCCUCACACACCCAAACUUCCCCUCCCGACAUCGGGAACGAGCAAACCACAUAUCAACCCCACCGACUCUGUGUCCAGAACUCGAUCAGUCCCUCUUGUCGGAACACCUCUCACUCUCCAUCACUCCCCUCCACCUUCCGCACCCACCUACACCACCGGAUCAGUUCCUAGUUUGUUGAGAUGGAUAGGGGGCGAGAGUGUGCGUCUGACAGGACAAGAAGGAGCACCUAGGCGACGUGAAAGGAAAUACGAGGGGUCCGAUGCGUUGGAUUGGAGUGCGGAGAUGAAGGACAAAAUGAUGAAGAUGAGAGGGGUGGGUUUUUCGAGGAAAGAGAUUGGCCAGAGCCUCGGAAUACAAAAAGACCAAUGGUACCUCAUCUCCCGUGUCGCCCCACUCACCACGGAACAAUCCAAAAACAAACGAUCAGAGAUGGAGGAGCAAGAGACCAGUUGGGGAUUCCGAAAACGUCUACACAGGGCCAAAAGGGCGCGGAGGAGGGAAUAUUGGUAGUCGGGCUCCCUGACCAUGCAUUCUCUCAGAUAAUUCGC